This is a messenger RNA of Cladocopium goreaui, 1044 nucleotides long. The record is from the annotation of a GenBank genome assembly. Lineage: Eukaryota; Dinophyceae; Suessiales; Symbiodiniaceae.
AUGUGGCAGGAGCUGGCAAGGUUGAAGGAUGAGACGAUAGGGAAGCUCACUGUGGAGUCCCCUCGGCGCGCUGAUUGCCGUGGUGAUGACUCCUGCGAAUUGCGGGAGGCAUUGGCACAGAGUCAAGGUCAACUCAUGGAUUUGCAGGAGGCUCUUCUAGCAGCUUGUCCAGGAGGCUCACCUUCUGCCAGCCCCAAGUCAGUGGAGUUGCCGGAGAACCAGCUUCACUCAGAACUUUUUGGAAUGAAGCAAUCUUUGUCCAAGCAGGACGCUGUCAUAGCUGACUUGCAAACUCAAAUCACGGCUUUGCGAGCUCAGAGCAGCUACCUGAACCAGCUGUCGGAGCUACGAGAACAACGUCGCCUUGAGACUCAGGAUGAAGUGUUACGCUUAAAGGGGGAGCUCGUAAGCAUUGAGCGCCGGAACUUUGUCGGGUCGGAAUUGGAGCGUGCUGCAGAGGAGGCGACACAGGAGGCUGAGCGUUUGGAACAAGAAUUGCGGAAAAAGGACCAAAGUCUCAAGCAGCUGGUUGAAAUAAAGAUGGGCAUGGAAUUGCACGGUGCAGAAGCACUAGAUGUAGUGCAGUCGGAGGUACCGGCUUUGCUUGAGCAGGUGGGAAGUCUUCAACAGCACCUUAAAGAUCGAGGGGAGCUCUUGUCUUCCUUGGCUUCUGCAAUGGGAUCCACAGAAAACUUGCAAGACUCUGAUGCCCGCAAUUUUUUAAUGGCGAAGGUGCGUCAGAUGAAGGCUCGUGCGGAGCAACUAUUCAACUUAGCAAGUGCCCUUGGAUCUGCAGAUUUGCACGAGUCUGAAGUGGUGGACUUUAUACAGACGAAGGUGCAAACUCUCCAAAAGCAGUUGAAAGCCCGAGACGGCCUACUGUCCGAAGUGGCUUUUGCUGUUGCUGCUCGGUGGAAGCAAAUCGCAGUUCCUCCUUCAUCUAACUGUGCAUACACGGUGUGUCAUGCACGAUUUGUGAGUAUCAACAGGAGUAGGGUUUCAGAUCUCCCCUGUCUUGUUGAAAGGGGUGGAACUUCCAAGUGA